CUUCAGGUUGAAAAUGACUGACCCAUCUAGUUCCCCGAUUCGACCGGACAUGGUAGAAGCAGCAAGAAAGUUUAUGCUAACUCCAAAAGUUAAAGAGACUCCAUUUGAAGAACAACGACAGUUUUUAUUAGGAAAAGGAGUCAGUGAGGCUGAAAUCUUGGAAGCACGAGCAUCUAUUCCGCCGGAGCAGUUGAGAAGUCAAAUUGGAACAGAGAAUAUGAUUCCAAUAGGAGGUCAUCCGCAAAUGAUGAUUGCUCCAAAACAGAAUGGAAUAGUAUCAUUUGCACAAUCAGCUGUGGUACUUGGAUCGAUUUCAUAUGCUGGAUAUCGAUUCGUCCGAUCAUAUGUUCUGCCCAGAUUCUUCGAUAUUCCUGAUCCAGCAACAGAGGAAAUUCGUCAACUGCAAUCACAAGUCGACGAUCUUCAGAAUUCAAUAAAAUUCAUAAUGGAUUCUGUUUCGCAAACAACACAACAGCUUGCAACACAACAAUCAGAAAUUUCAAGAGCCCUCUACUCAGUUGCUAACAGAGAUGCUGAUUUGAAUCGGGUUGAGAGCGGAAUUUCCACGAUAAAAAGUUUACUUCUCAGUCAACAUAAUUUUGCUCCAAUCGUAACACCUAGUGUUACUUCAUCAAUUCCAUCAUGGCAGCAGAGUGCAACUCCAACUUCUGCAACAUCAAUCACCACAACUACAACUUCUGAAGCAGCUUCCGGAUAUGCAACUCCUCCAGCCAAUUUCAAAGAAUCGUCAUUAGCUGACGAGUUGGCAGAUAUUGAAAAUAUUGAAUAGAAUUUCAGAAAUCUAUGUAAAUAUAUAAUUAAAUUAAUCAUUUUUAAUGCACUCCUCGAAAGCCAUUCCCUUUUUCUGUGAUUUCUCAUCAAUUCACUGUGCCUUUUCAUUUUUCAUGUGCCACAUUCCAAAGAUUGUUAAUUUCAUCUGUGAUAUUACGAAAGAAAAUCAUAUCGACAUCUGAACGUUUCAUUUCACAAAAUGGUUGAGAAACCAGAUAUAAAUUAUCAGAAUAAAAAUGUGUUGCAUGAAAUAAACAUUUGUUAUUUAGGCAUAAUGAACAAAUCGUUG
Messenger RNA from Caenorhabditis elegans, 1081 nucleotides. It is a transcript of the gene prx-14, whose product is annotated as Peroxisomal membrane protein PEX14. The transcript is spliced from 3 exons. NCBI's taxonomy places the organism in Eukaryota, Metazoa, Nematoda, Chromadorea, Rhabditida, Rhabditidae. Gene Ontology annotation, cellular component: peroxisome; peroxisomal membrane. Bases 14 to 790 code for a protein of 258 amino acids. The record is from RefSeq and is marked reviewed. Gene Ontology annotation, biological process: protein import into peroxisome matrix, docking.